Messenger RNA from Girardinichthys multiradiatus, 1807 nucleotides. RefSeq names its product phospholipase A2 group III (gene pla2g3). The record is from RefSeq and is a predicted model, not a curated record. Gene Ontology annotation, biological process: phospholipid metabolic process; arachidonate secretion. Lineage: Eukaryota; Metazoa; Chordata; Actinopteri; Cyprinodontiformes; Goodeidae. Bases 162 to 1796 code for a protein of 544 amino acids. Gene Ontology annotation, molecular function: A2-type glycerophospholipase activity. The transcript has 7 exons.
AUCCCUCCUUCUUUUCCUCCUCCUCUUCUUCUUCAUAUUUAAAACCGACCUGGAUUCUGCCAAUGAAUGAAAAACCUAACAGAGACAGAAUCAACAUUUCGCUGCAUAUUUAAAGUGAAAACCCCUCUUUCAACCAGCUGCAGCUCCAUCGAUGCGCCAGUAUGACGCACAUCUCUGCUCUUCUGGCUCUCACUGUAACAUCAGCACUCCUGGGCUGGAGAGCCGCACAAGCCUCUAUCCAAUGCAGCUGGACAAAAGUUUCUUCGAACGACCAAAUGCACGUCACCUUUCUACGGGGGGAUUCACUUGGCAGCGCUGCGUCACUUCGCCUGUAUCACAGCGUCUGGUCCGGGGAGCGCAACCUGCUCGGGUGCACCUGGAGUGAUGACGCAGCGCUGAUCCAGAGCUAUCUGUCUCUGUGCCGGGGGCGAACGCAAGAAUAUUUCGACCAUGCGACAAAAAAAAUUCAUCUGUAUUCUUUGUUUGACGCAGAUCAGUGCGUCUCCCUGGCUUCUCCAAGCGUUGUCAAGCUGCUGGAGCACAGGACGGGGAGACAUGUGAGAAGCCUCGGAGAUCAAGGUGAAGAUGAAAGGUCAGAGGUCAGGAUACAUACGCGUGUAAAGCGCGGCUUUAUUGUCCCCGGGACUUUGUGGUGCGGCUCUGGCAACAAAGCGCCAUCAUAUGCAGAUUUGGGUGUUUUUUCAGACACAGACAGCUGCUGCAGGGAACAUGACCAGUGCAAAGACACCAUCCUGUCUUUUCAAUCUGAGUUUGGCAUCUUCAACAGUAACAUCUUUACCAUGUCUCACUGCAGCUGCGACAACAAGUUUCGCAGCUGUCUGAGGGAGGCGAAUGACAGUAUAGCUGAUGUAGUGGGAUAUACCUUCUUCAACCUGUUGAAGAUGCAGUGCUUCAGCUUUUCUCACCAACUCCAGUGUGUUGAGAGAAACUGGUUUGGAAUGUGUAAAAAGACUCAAAUGGCGCUCUAUGCUGACGUCCAUGCACCCACAUUGUAUGAGACCACGCAGUCCAAAGAGGACUGCAUGAACAGCUCCUGCUCUGACAUCAACUCCACUGCAUCUGCAGAACUCCAGGAAACAAACACAUCAUAUCCACACCUCCUCUCCACCGUUGCUCCAUCUUCAGCCACUCCCUCCAUUACUGCAGUGAUUGAUGAUACAAACUCCACAUAUGGUAAAGCAUCAGAGACAGCUACAGAGGCAACGACUGAGAGGAGAGAUGAUCUGGGGAGCGUUUUACGUGCCAAACACCACACUGGGUUUCAGCAGUACACCAACUUUACAGAGGAAGUGAAUUAUUGCAUUAUAUACAAAGAACUUGAUGACUGUAAGAACAAGAUUCUACCAAAGCAGAGGAAAUAUGGCUUCCAUAACACAGAACCAGGGACACUAUAUCAUUGCAACUGUACAGCCAGACUGUUCCACACUGUGGCUCAACAGAGACAACUGAGCAAAGUGCAGGCUCUUCUGCUUGGACACGUGUCUCAAUCCUGCUUUCUGCCUCAGGACUGCACAGAAGACAGCAACUGCACUGUGGUUGUGGUGAAAGUAGAAUUUCCUCCAGUGGAUCAGAAGAGUGUUGCUAAAGAAGAGGAGCAGCACCACCCACAGGCAGAAAAACUGAAGGUCAGGAGGCCAGCGAUAAAAGCAAAGAGAAAGGACAGAGUUGUGAGACUUUACAAGAUGUGUCUCAGAAUGACUCGACCCAAACAAAUGAAAAGGGCCAAAAAACAAAACGCACAACAGCCAGAUAUCACAAGAGCUGAGGUCAACUGAAUGGGAUCAUA